UCAUGUGUUUGCACUCUGGAGUGCCGCUCAAGCGGAACGUCACGUGAGCAGUGGGUGCGGGGGAGGAGGAGAAAGGGGCCGUUUCACACACGUCGUGUCCACCCCCUCGCUGGAGACACACAGAGGGGCUGCAGACACAAGAAAUCGGUGGUGUAGCGCAGCGAAGCGGGACGGGACGCGCAGGAGACCAUCUGGAGACCAUCCGAACAUCUGGAGAUCGUGAGGAGACCCAAAGAAGAUCAUCAGAAGAUCAAGUUGUCUAGAGAUCCGGCGCAUGUGGAGUGUUUCUAAAUAAAACAGGGGGUCCCCAGGACGAUGUAGUCGGACAUCUCGGGACCCCCCCCCCCCCUCCCCCGCGCCUCCCGGAGGAUACCACAGUAAAACCAGGUUUCUUCACUGCUCCGACCGAUGGAGGAAAUGUAAGUUUUCUGGAGGACGGAGUCCAGUUCAUCCGGAGGGGGUCGACUGAGGGAAGCGCCCCCCCCCCCCGACCCCCAGCCCUAGCGCCAAGACGUUUUGUGUGAAGCCCCUGCCCGCGUCCUUCCUGCCGGGCCUCGGCUCUCCAGCCGGGUCAAAGGUCAAAAGUGACCAUGUGGUCUUCCUGCCACCUACACUGCCUCCUGCUGCCACUGGUGGCGCUGCUGCUGCCCAGCUGCUUUGCCUUAUCUCCACCGCGGUUCACGAAGGUGCCCAUUGACCAGACGGGCGUGUCCGGGGGCGUGGUUUCCUUCGUGUGCCAGGCGACAGGUGACCCCAAGCCCCGCGUCACCUGGAACAAGAAAGGGAAGAAGGUGAACUCCCAGCGCAUCGAGACCAUCGAGUUCGAUGAAGGAGCGGGGGCCGUACUACGCAUCCAGCCACUGCGAGCCCCCCGCGAUGAGAACAUCUACGAGUGCAAGGCAGAGAACAGCGAAGAUGAGAUCACAGUCACCGCCAAGCUGUCAAUCAUCAGAGAGGACCUGCUUCCACCGGGCUUCCCCAACAUUGACAUGGGCCCCCAGCUCAAGGUGGUGGAGCGCACACGAACAGCCACCAUGCUGUGCGCUGCCAGCGGCAACCCUGACCCCGAGAUCACCUGGUUCAAGGACUUCCUUCCCAUCGACCCCAGCGCAAGUAAUGGGCGAAUCAAACAGCUGCGGUCAGAAGCCUUUGAGGGCACCCCUAUACGAGGAGCCCUCCAGAUUGAAAACAGCGAGGAGACAGACCAGGGGAAGUACGAGUGCGUGGCAUCCAACUCGGAAGGUGUUCGCUACUCAUCCCCAGCGAACCUAUAUGUGAGAGAGCUUCGAGAAGUGCGUCGCGUACCCCCACGCUUCUCCAUCCUGCCCACCAACCACGAGAUCAUGCCGGGUGGCAGUGUCAACAUCACCUGCGUGGCGGUAGGUUCGCCCAUGCCCUACGUCAAGUGGAUGCUGAAUUCGGAGGACCUGACACCUGAGGACGAGAUGCCGGUGGGUCGCAACGUACUCGAGCUGAAUAGCGUCCGCGAGUCAGCCAACUACACCUGUGUGGCCAUGAGCAGCCUGGGCAUCAUCGAGGCCGUGGCCCAGAUCAUUGUCAAGUCUCUCCCAAAGCCCCCAGGGACCCCCAUUGUUACAGAGACCACAGCGACCAGUGUCACUAUUACCUGGGACUCAGGAAACCCUGAUCCAGUGUCUUACUAUAUCAUCCAGUACCGUGCUAAGGCCCCUGACAGCAAGUUUGAGACCAAGGAUGGGAUCACUACCACCCGUUACAGCAUUGGAGGAUUGUACCCUAACACUGAAUAUGAAAUCAGAGUGUCGGCUUUCAAUGCCAUUGGACAAGGCCCUCCCAGCAACCCCGUAGAGGCAAGGACAGCAGAGCAGGCACCUGCCAGCCCACCGCGGAACGUCCAAGCACGGAUCAUCUCCCAGAACACCAUGAUGGUACGCUGGGAUGAGCCAGAGGAACCCAACGGUCAGAUCAAGGGCUACCGUGUCUAUUACACCAUGGACCCAUCAUUGCCCAUGAACCAGUGGCAGAUCCACAAUGUACAGGACAGUGUGAUCACCACUGUGCAGAGCCUCACCCAAUCUGAGACGUAUACGGUGCGCGUCCUGGCUUUCACCUCUGUAGGUGAUGGCCCCUUUUCUGAGCCCAUCCAGGUGAAGGUGCUCCAAGGAGUUCCUGGACAGCCUGCAAAGUUUCAGGUGGGCAAGGUAUCAGACACAAGUAUUGAGCUCACGUGGGAGCCCGCCUUUGAUAAGGAGGGCAUCAUCAAUUAUGAGCUCAUCUACAAAGAGGGGAAAUCCGGCAACCAGGUGAAGAAACGCCUGGAACCCACUUCUUCUUAUGUGGUGGAGGGCCUGCGGGCGAACACGGAGUACUCCUUCUCUCUUGCCGCCGUCUCCAAGAAAGGCAUUGGGGCCUUCAGCAAUGAGGUUGUCCAGAAAACCUCCCAAGCCAAGCCCUCCGCCCCCCCUCAAGACAUUAAGUGCAGCAGCUCCAGCUCCACCACCCUGCUGGUAAGUUGGCACCCCCCGCCGGCCGAGAGCCAGAACGGUGCCUUGGCGGGGUACAUAGUGCGCCACCUGGUGGCGGGGGCGGAGCUUGGUGCCGAACCCGUGGAGGAGCCCCCCGUGCCCCCCACCGCGGGACAGGUUCUACUGCAGGGGCUGGAGAAGUGGACCCAGUACCGCGUCACCGUGGCUGCCUUCACCGACAAAGGGUCCGGACCCGAGAGCGAGCCCCUGCUCUGCCGCACGGAUGAGGAUGUCCCGGGGGCCCCUCCUCGUCGGGUGGAGGUGGAGGUGCUAAACUCCACUGCGCUCAAAGUGAUGUGGCGCUCGCUGCUGCCGGGGCGACAGCACGGCCAGAUCCGCGGCUACCAGGUGCACUACGUGCGCGUGGAGGAUGGGGAGUCACGCGGACUCCCGCGCAUCAAGGACGUCAUGCUGGCCGACGCCCAGUGGGAAACGGAUGACACGGCCGAAUAUGAGAUGAUCAUCGGGGGUCUGCAGCCCAACACCACCUACUCCAUCACCGUGGCAGCAUACACCACUAAAGGAGAUGGUGCGCGCAGCAAACCCAAGCUGGUGGUGACCAAGGGAGCAGUCCCAGGUCCACCCACCCUGUCAGUCAGCCAGGAAGCGGGCAGCCAGGCGGUGGUGCACUGGCAGGCACCAAAGGCAACCGGCCCAGGGUCAGAGGUGUUGGGCUACCGGCUGCAGUUUGGCCGUAAGGACGUAAGCCCGCUCGCCACCCUGGAGUUCACCGUGCAUGAGCUGGAGUAUACAGUUGACAGCGUGCACCGCGGCGCCACCUACGUCUUCCGACUGUCCGCCAAGGGCCGCUCCGGUUUUGGUGAAGAGGCCUGGCGAGAGUUAACCAUCCCUGAGGACGUGCCCAGGGGCUACCCUCAUAUCUCUGAGGGCACCAACGUCACCUGCUGCUCGGUACAGUUCUCCUGGCUACCUCCAGUACUUGCGGAGCGCAACGGCAUCAUCACAGAGUACACGGUGGCCUUCAAGGAAGCGGGCAGCACCGGUGCCCCCCGAGAAUUGACUCUCCCCACCAGCGAGUCCACUUGCACCCUGAAUGGCCUGAACCCCGACACAGCGUACGAUGUGAAAAUCCGUGCGCACACCAGUGUAGGUCCGGGGCCCUACAGCCCUCCAGUGCAGUAUCGUACGGUGGCCUUUGAGACAGAUGUCCCGAAGAAUUUCUCAGUGAAGUUGGUGACUAAGACAACAGUGUUGCUGACUUGGGAGUUCCCGGAGAGCCGCUACUCUUACCGCUUCAAGGUUGAAUACAGUCGUCAGAAGAUGGACGUGGAUGCCAGACUAAGGAAAGCACUGAUUACCGGCCUGCGGCCCAACACCACAUAUGACUUCAAGAUCACAAGUCCGGAGGGAAAUAUGGGGGACUUGCGUCACCGCAUCCACGCCAAGACUGCUCCCCCCAUUGUGGUCAAGAAGCCAGAACUGGACCACAACCGCGAGUCGGACCCACGAAUCACCAUGAUCUUUCCUCCUGUAGACAUUCAUGAUUCAAUCAAGAACGUUUACGUGGUGGUGGUCCCUCUGAAGAUGGUCCGGGGACACAUUCAGCAUGUAAAGAGCCCUGAGGAGUUGGAUCUUGAUGAGCUGUUCAAGGACAUCGGCCAGAAGCAGCGAAACACUCGAGUCAUCCGGCAGCGGCGGCAGACCAAUGCACGCAAGCCAUAUAUUGCCGCCUGCUUCAAGCCCUCCAGCCUGCCCUCUUUCUUCACUGUGGGUGAUCAGAUGGAAUAUAACGGCUUUGAGAACCGUGCACUGGAGCCUGGGCAGGAGUAUGUCUUCUUCCUGCUGGCAGAGCUCAACAGUACCUCUGGGAAGAUGUUUGUGGCCAGCCCAUACACAGAGUCCGCUAUCGCUCCGGACAUGGACCCACAACCCAUAGAUGGAGGAGAUGGCCUGAUCUGGGUGGUGGGACCUGUCCUGGCUGUGGUCUUCAUCAUUUGCAUCGUCAUUGCUAUUCUUCUCUACAAAAACAGCAAGCCUGACAGCAGUAAACGGAAGGAUUCAGAACCGCGCACCAAGUGCCUGCUGAACAAUGCCGAGAUCACGGCGCACCACCCCACAGACCCUGUGGAGAUGAGGCGCAUCAACUUCCAGACCCCAGAUUCUGGCCUCAGCAGCCCUCUGAGCGAAGCCGAUUUUGACUAUGAAAGCAUGGUGAACCAUCCCCCCAUCCCCAUUUCGGAGCUGGCUGAGCACACGGAGCUCCUGAAGGCCAAUGACAACCUGAAGCUCUCGCAGGAGUACGAGUCCAUCGACCCCGGGCAGCAGUUCACGUGGGAGCACUCAAACCUGGAGGUGAACAAGCCCAAGAACCGCUACGCCAACGUCAUCGCGUACGACACGUCCCGCGUCAUCCUCCAGCCCAUCGAAGGCAUCAUGGGUAGCGACUACAUCAAUGCCAACUACAUCGAUGGCUACCGCAAGCAGAACGCCUACAUUGCCACACAGGGACCGCUGCCCGAGACCUUCGGCGACUUCUGGAGGAUGGUGUGGGAGCAGAGGACCGCCACCGUGGUCAUGAUGACGCGGCUGGAGGAGAAGUCCCGGGUCAAAUGUGACCAAUACUGGCCCAGUCGUGGCACGGAGACCUACGGGAUGAUCCAGGUGACCCUGCUGGACACUAUCGAACUGGCCACCUUCUGCGUCCGCACCUUCUCCCUGCACAAGAACGGCUCCAGCGAAAAGAGGGAGGUGCGGCAGUUCCAGUUCACAGCGUGGCCCGACCACGGCGUCCCCGAGUACCCAACACCAUUCCUGGCCUUCCUGCGCAGGGUGAAGACUUGCAACCCCCCGGAUGCGGGGCCCAUCGUCACACACUGCAGUGCCGGAGUGGGCCGCACGGGCUGCUUCAUCGUCAUCGACGCCAUGCUGGAGCGCAUCAAGCACGAGAAGACGGUGGACGUGUACGGUCACGUGACGCUGAUGCGCUCGCAGCGCAACUACAUGGUGCAGACGGAGGACCAGUACGGCUUCAUCCACGACGCGCUUCUGGAGGCGGUGGCCUGCGGCAACACCGAGGUGGCCGCCCGCAGCCUCUACUCCUACAUCCAGAAGUUGGCACAGGUGGAGAGCGGCGAACACGUCACUGGCAUGGAGCUCGAGUUCAAGAGACUGGCCAACUCCAAAGCUCACACGUCACGAUUCAUCAGCGCCAACCUCCCCUGCAACAAGUUCAAGAACCGGCUGGUAAACAUCAUGCCGUACGAGACGACCCGCGUGUGCCUGCAGCCCAUCCGCGGCCUGGAGGGCUCAGAUUACAUCAACGCCAGCUUCAUCGACGGAUACAGGCAGCAGAAGGCCUACAUCGCCACACAAGGCCCCCUGGCUGAGACCACUGAGGACUUCUGGAGGAUGCUGUGGGAGCACAACUCCACUAUCGUGGUCAUGUUGACCAAGCUGAGGGAGAUGGGCAGAGAGAAGUGCCACCAGUACUGGCCGGCUGAGCGCUCUGCCCGGUACCAAUACUUUGUGGUGGACCCCAUGGCUGAGUACAACAUGCCCCAGUACAUCCUGAGGGAGUUCAAGGUCACUGAUGCCAGGGACGGCCAGUCCCGGACGGUCCGGCAGUUCCAGUUCACAGACUGGCCGGAGCAGGGCGUGCCCAAGUCCGGGGAGGGCUUCAUCGACUUCAUCGGCCAGGUGCACAAGACCAAGGAGCAGUUCGGUCAGGAUGGCCCCAUCUCCGUCCACUGCAGCGCGGGUGUGGGCCGCACCGGUGUCUUCAUCACCCUCAGCAUCGUGCUUGAGAGGAUGCGCUACGAGGGCGUGGUCGACAUCUUCCAGACGGUCAAGAUGCUGCGCACUCAGAGGCCGGCCAUGGUCCAGACAGAGGAUGAGUAUCAGUUCUGCUACCAGGCAGCUCUGGAGUACCUGGGAAGCUUUGAUCACUAUGCAACGUAAAAAAAACGGAAAAAUCUCCACGACUCCGCCGUUCCCCCUCGACAGUCUUCUGAGCCAUAGAAACUUGCUUGACAAUUUUUUUGAUGACAGCAGAAUUCCAACUCAAACAAAAACUUGAACGGAACUAAACAAACAAAACGGGGGGAAAAAAGCGGACAAGAGCACGUGGUAUGAGAAGUGCGACGGCGGCGAGCGAAGAGGGUGUUGGGAAGGAAGCGACAUUUUGAACACUCAGAGCUCAGGAACUCACCUGGAAGAGGACAGAAAGGGCGGCUCAGGCUGCGAGGCGGGAACGAUCUCCGCGUCGGACUCGUCCACUGCUCCCACGCGGAGGACAUAGCAUAUCUGUGGGAACAUCUGUUGCGAAAGUUGAACAAAAAAAAAAGGGGAGAAAAUCGACAAAAGUCAAAAAAGUUUUCAUAAAAGUGGAAAAAAUAAAAUAAAAUUUGUAAUUAAUGCAAAAUUGGAAGACAAUUUUUAGAACAUCUACGAAAAGAUGAGGUUUUGUUGGUUACACGUUGGGGUAUUUUUCAGAGAUUUUUAUAUAUCCGCAUUAACGGGAAUGGGUUGGAAAUUGUUAUCCUUUUGAAAGGCUGUUGCCGAAAGCUCUGGCUGCGGCAAGAAGGAGGUGGAUCUGGAUGGAGGAGGACAGUUUUAGAGCGCCUCGUCCCUCUGUAAAUUUCUGCCCUGCAAAUCCAGUCACCCAUCACGUUGUUGUCAAGGACGUUUCCAUCUCCGAAGCGGCAAGCGUGUCUUCAGUGCCAAGAACAGCGGCGAGAACAGCCGCAGGUCAGGACCGCAAGGGAGAUGGACUCCUGUCCUAGAAAAACGAAGAGGAGCGUCAAACCUACAUUGCUCUUCGUCGAUAUUCCGCACCAAGCGUUCCAGCGGCGCGUCCGUUUCGAGGGCCACAAAACACACGAGUUUGGCUCGGCCACCGCUGCGUCAUUCCUGGAGUUGCCGUCCUUGGCACACCCUCGUGGUGCCACGUGACGUCAUUCCACGGUUGGAAAACAAAACAAAAAAGCAGGCCUGAAAACUCACAGUCGCGUUUUAUUUUUUUACGUUGACACUUAUUAGUAUUUUUUACAUGUCGUGCUGCUGGUGUGUCGUGCUGUGAACAGUGGAGCGCCACAGAGGACCACUCGUCCCGUCAUUGGGCGAAGGUAGCAAAGCGCAAAGCACCAUGGGACGUGUUCUCCUCCUGGGCAGGUGACGAGCGGGCGCUCAUCGGACGAGGUGCCCCCUCUCCCCACCGGGUUCCGCAACCGUGUCGAUGGUGGCCAGCAUUCUUCGCAAACAUGUCAUGGUGAUCGUUACUCUUCUUAGUAUUAGACCUGUAUUUUUUGCUAGUUUCUGUCUAAACCAAACAUGCUGCUUAUUCUUUAUACUGUAGUGCGGCACAGUGUCAAAUGUGAAGGUUGGCACCCAGCAGUCCCUUGUCCAAACCCAGCCUCCCACCACCCCCUACCCCCCAUACACACUCCUCUGCCCUUUCCAUGACGAAUGUCUUAAUGGAAGUCCUGGACUCGGCCUCGGAACCGGAGCUGUUUGGGCUCAGCAUCUUCAGAACCGGGUGCAACCGCUGAAAUCCUGACGCCUUUGCUGGAGAACUUCGAGCACUAGCCGCGACCCCACGUCCUCGAACUUGGCCACUGCGAGGAACCAGGUUCUCGGCCUCUCCGGCAUGUUUACAUGAGUAUGGCUCAAAAGCGUCCCACCCUAAUGGGGAUGCCCCAAGUUGCAGCUGUGGCCCAUCUGCGAACAACACAGGUGUAAAGGGGCGGGUACCGAGGGGAAAGGGUUUCCUACAGAUUGUUGCCCCGCCUUGAGGAUGGACUGUGUUUGCAGCAUUGCUCUGAACUGUGCUUGCCGUGGCGGCCCCGGGCCCCGGGAACCUUCCAGAGGCGGAGCGAGACUCCGCCCUCUCUCACCACAGAGUCGCCGGAUGGCGAACACAGACUCUUUCCUUAGGUGGUGUGAGAAGUGUCUCUACACUCCGUGAUGUAUGCUGAUAUGAUAAAGUAACUCCGCCCCCAGUACAUACCCCCCCAAGCCUUGCUCCCCCGACCUUCUCCCAGGGAUCAGUGCUUUUACGUGUAAAGAGCUAUGGAUAGGUGUACUCACUAGCAAUCAUGGGGCAGGCCGUGAGUAGUCCGUUUCUUAUUUCCAAAAAAGCCUUAUUGUUAACAUUAUGAAACAUGAAUUAUGUAUUUUUUGAUUACUGUCAUUUAAC
Messenger RNA from Scleropages formosus (Asian bonytongue), 8658 nucleotides. Its product is annotated as receptor-type tyrosine-protein phosphatase S-like. Lineage: Eukaryota; Metazoa; Chordata; Actinopteri; Osteoglossiformes; Osteoglossidae. Gene Ontology annotation, molecular function: protein binding; protein tyrosine phosphatase activity. Bases 591 to 6422 code for a protein of 1943 amino acids. The transcript has 38 exons. Gene Ontology annotation, biological process: protein dephosphorylation. The record is from RefSeq and is a predicted model, not a curated record.